UAUACUUUUGACAAAUAUACCCCUCAAUCAGCAGCCUAUUCCUCUCUUCUUCGUCUCUCUCUGCCCUCGCUCGCCCUUCUCGUUUUUUAACCUGAAAGGCGAGGGCGAAGAAGUAAAGCUCUCUUUUUCUCACUCUCUGCAUCCCCUUGCAUCAAAUUUCGCGCCAAGGCCCUCUCAAUUUUAGAUCUUUUCAGCUGAAUAAGGAGUGUUGUUGGUACUUUAAGUCAACAAAUUGUUAUUGGUUAACCAUGGUAAUGGUUGGGAGUACGAGUGAGGAUUAUGUGCCAGUGGGUGGUUCUUCACCUGUGGAUGUGUUGUCAAGCAUCCAACAUUGUCAGUCCGUGGAAUCUCUGGGAGAAUGGCGGUCCUGUGAACAAGUUGAGAAUGGGACUCCUUCUACUUCACCUCCUUAUUGGGACUCAGAUGAUGACGAUGACUCGGGACCAAAGCCUGCUGAUUUAUUUGGAAAGUUUACUUGGAAUAUUGAACAUUUUUCGCAGAUCAGUAAACGAGAACUGCGAAGUAAUGUAUUUGAAAUUGGUGGCUACAAAUGGUAUAUCUUAAUUUAUCCACAUGGUUGUGAUGCAUGUAACCAUCUCUCUCUGUUUCUUUGUGUUGCAAAUCAUGACAAGCUUCUCCCAGGCUGGAGUCAUUUUGCGCUUUUUACAAUAGCUGUAGUGAACAAGGAUCCUAAGAAAAAUAAAUACAAUGAUACAUUGCAUCGGUUCUGGAAGAAAGAACACGACUGGGGUUGGAAAAAGUUUAUGGAGCUAAAUAAAAUCGCGGAUGGCUUUGUUGACGAUGAUACUCUUACAAUCAAGGCUCAAGUUCAGGUUAUCAGGGAGAAAGCACACCGCCCGUUCCGUUGCCUUGAUCAUCAGUACCGAAGAGAGCUCAUUCGAAUAUAUAUGACUGCUGUUGAACAAACUUGUGCACGGUUUGUUGAUGACAGGAGGCGGAAGCUUCAGACUUUGAUUGGUGAUAAAACAAAGUGGUCAAGUUUUCAUGCUUUUUGGUUUGGUAUUGAUCAAGAUACCAGGCGGCACAUGUCUAAGGAUAAAACAGAUGCUAUUUUGAAAGUAGUUGUCAAACACUUCUUCAUAGAGAAGGAGGUCGCCUCUACACUUGUAAUGGAUUCUCUUUAUAGUGGUCUAAGAGCUCUUGAGAGCCAGAGCAAGCUAAACAAAUUGAGAACCAAGAUAGUGGAGGAGGACUUACCAUCUCCUAUCAUUUAUAUUGAGGAUGACAUGUUCGUUUUGGCUGAUGAUGUAUUCCUUUUGCUUGAGAAAGCUGCAUUGGAGUCACCUCAUCUGCCAUUGCCUUUAAAGGAAGAAAAGGGCUUACAUACCCGUUCAAAAGUAUGUUCUAGAACUAUUUAAUUACAGAAUAAUGUU
This is a messenger RNA of Asparagus officinalis (garden asparagus), 1394 nucleotides long. Its product is annotated as MATH domain-containing protein At5g43560-like. Gene Ontology annotation, molecular function: protein binding. Lineage: Eukaryota; Viridiplantae; Streptophyta; Magnoliopsida; Asparagales; Asparagaceae. The record is from RefSeq and is a predicted model, not a curated record. Bases 249 to 1379 code for a protein of 376 amino acids. The transcript is spliced from 8 exons.